AAAAAUUAGGAGAUGUGUGAGGGUCUGAAGAGGGAUUACCAGGUCUGUGAAGAGGUCGGCCGGGGAAGAUUCGGUACCGUCUAUCGGUGCUUCUCGCCCGACUCCGGUGACUUCUUCGCCUGCAAAACCAUUGACAAGCGCCUCCUGUCUGACUCCGUCGAUCGAGAAUGCUUGGAGAAAGAAGCCAAGAUCAUGCAUCUUCUCAAGGGCAACCCUAACGUCGUCCAGCUCUUCAAUGUUUACGAAGACGACAACUAUCUUCACAUGGUCAUGGAGCUCUGCAACUCUUCUGAUCUGUACGAUCGUGUCUCUAAGCGGAUUUUUUCCGAAGUUGAAGCGGCUGCCGUUAUGUUGCCGCUAAUGGAAGCAAUCGCUCAUUGUCACAGGCGGGGUGUUGCUCACCGGGACAUCAAGCCUGAUAAUGUGCUUUUUGAUGAUCGUAACAGACUGAAGCUCGCUGACUUUGGUUCGGCCGAUUGCCUUCACGAGGAGAGAUCUAUGAGGGGGGUCGUUGGCACCCCGUACUAUGUUGCUCCCGAGGUUCUUUCUGGGAGGGAUUACAGUGAGAAGGUGGAUGUUUGGAGCGCGGGGGUCAUUAUGUACAUAAUGUUGGCCGGAAUCCCGCCUUUUUACGGUGAUUCUGCGACCGAGAUUUUUGACGCUGUUCUUCGUGCCAAUCUUCGGUUUCCGACUCGGAUCUUCCAUUCCGUGUCCCCAGCAGCCAAGGAUCUUCUUCGGAAGAUGCUCUGUAAAGACGUUUCGAGGAGAUUCUCUGCAGAGCAAGUACUAAAAUCUGUAAAACGAGAUAGUGAUAAAAGGUGUUUGGGCUUGCUCUUUUUUUGAUGGAUAUAGGACAUCCGUGGAUUACAAGCGGAGGAGGUGAGAGAUCCAUGAACGACCUCACUUGAACGAAAAAAAAAAGUAAAGAAAAUGCUGCCACUAAAAAGCGUGAAGCGUAUGAUGUAUAGGAGGAGGCCUACGACUACUGUACAUAUACGCUGGGUAGAGUUCAGGUACUUGGGUUCUUUGGAAGUUAAUGAAGCCGGUUUUCCUUUUCCCAGUUGGGAGGAAGUUGCUUGCAACGAUAUCGCAUAUUGGGGACUACGCAACCACCCAAGCCAAGGGCCCAAGACUGAACAUAUGUUUCUUAUUUUCUUUUCUUUCUUUUGCGUGUAUGACUAUGAGGAACAGACUCAAGAGAGUCAAGAGAAUGUAGAUAUACGUUAAGUUGUUAAGAAAUACUAGCCGUGCGGCAUACGGCUACGAGAAUCUUUUCUUACGAGGUCUCUCCUUCCUGUUCA
This is a messenger RNA of Nelumbo nucifera (sacred lotus), 1301 nucleotides long. RefSeq names its product phosphoenolpyruvate carboxylase kinase 1-like. The record is from RefSeq and is a predicted model, not a curated record. Gene Ontology annotation, biological process: protein phosphorylation. Gene Ontology annotation, molecular function: ATP binding; protein kinase activity. Lineage: Eukaryota; Viridiplantae; Streptophyta; Magnoliopsida; Proteales; Nelumbonaceae.